Molecule: messenger RNA, 546 nt
Organism: Psammomys obesus (fat sand rat)
Lineage: Eukaryota; Metazoa; Chordata; Mammalia; Rodentia; Muridae
Gene: Pyurf
Product: PIGY upstream open reading frame
Exons: 2
Coding region: 111-449 (112 amino acids)
Source: RefSeq, a predicted model, not a curated record
CAGCUUUGCACAGAGGGGCGGGGCGCCACGGGCCAGGGUGACCCGGCGGGUAGAAGCCGGGGAAACCGUGGAGAAGUUCGGAGCAGGGUCUCGUUGGUGUCUGAGCGGCCAUGCUGAGCGCCACGUGCCGCAGGCUCGCCCAGGGGCUGUGGAGGCCGCGCGCAUCGGCUGCUGUCACCCGGAGAUGUCUCCUUGUGCCCGGCGCCAGGUCCUACGCGGACCAGAGCGAGAAGGCUGAGGAGCCCUGCACCUUCCACCCGGCGCUGCUGCAGUUUUUAGUGUGUCCGCUCUCCAAGAAGCCGCUUAGAUAUGAAGCAUCGACAAAUGAACUGAUUAAUGAAGAGUUGGGAAUAGCGUAUCCAAUCAUUGAUGGAAUUCCUAAUAUGAUACCACAGGCUGCAAGAACAACACAUCAAAAUAAGAAGCAAGAAAAAGUUGAGCAGCACUAGACCGUGAUUCUUAAAAACAUAACUAUGGAUUUCUCAUAAUGCCGUGUACCUUUAAAACGGGGGAAGGGCAGUUGGAAUAAACAGUGAUUCUGCCUUG